Molecule: messenger RNA, 1038 nt
Organism: Didymosphaeria variabile
Lineage: Eukaryota; Fungi; Ascomycota; Dothideomycetes; Pleosporales; Didymosphaeriaceae
Exons: 2
Coding region: 1-1038 (345 amino acids)
Molecular function (GO): FAD binding; oxidoreductase activity
Source: RefSeq, a predicted model, not a curated record
AUGGCGAUAACCGGCCUCUGUGAGUGCGUGUCUGUCGCCGGGCCCCUCCUCGGUGCGGGACACUCUGCUCUCCAAAGCCAAUAUGGCUUCUCCGCCGAUAACCUCCUCUCCGCAAACAUUGUUUUAGCGAAUGGCACAACCGCCUUGGCUUCCUCGGCAACCAAUCCAGAUCUCUUCUGGGCGAUAAGAGGGGCGGGUCACAAUUUCGGCAUCGUGACCAGCUUCACCCUUCUCACCCAUCCCGUCCCCUCCACCUACUCGCUCUACACCCUCGUCUACACCAAGGGCAAGAUCGAGGCGCUCUUCAGUCUAGUAAACAACAUAGAUACUCCACCCGAGACUCGAGAUUCAAAGUUCUUCCUCAAUGCAGUCCUAUCGAGACCUGCGGCAGAUACAGACCCAGUAUUCACAUAUAGUCUCGCCUACGAGGGCACGCCCGAGGAGUUGCACAUCCGCGCGAAGUCGUUCCUAGCACUAUCUCCCCUUACCACAACGCUGACGAUGGACAUAACCUACGACAAGCUGUACCAAGCACUGGGCUUCGGCAAGGACGCCUUCGCAUGCAGGAAGAAUAUAAAUCAGGAUAUGGCGGGCGUUGCACUGAAAAGGUGGAAUAUCGAGGGCUUGGAGAAAGCGUACAGGAUAUUCUCGGACCUGACAGCGGAUCCGCGUUUCUUUAACUCGUUCAUGCUAAUGGAGAACUACGGCAUUGUUGCUGUCACGGGUGUCGAUCCGGAUUCUACUGCGCUACCGCGCGAAGAGCGUGAAAGACCGAUUCUGACAAGUGCUAUUGUGCACUAUGAAGGUGAUGAAGAAACGACGAGGAGGGACGCUGCGGCUUAUAUAAGGGAGAUUAAGGAGGCGUUGUAUGAGGGACUAGACAAGGAUGAGUGGCAUGCGUACGUGAAUUAUGCGGCUGGAGACGAGGGAGUGGAGGAGGUGUAUGGGAGGGAGAGGUGGAGGGUGGAGAAGUUGAGGGAAAUGAAAGGAAGGUGGGAUCCAGGGACUAGAUUUAGGUUUUUUGCGCCGUUGGCAUAG